UAUAAUAUAUUAACAUAUAAAAAAAGAUGACAACCCCAAUGCAGCCAAGUAAAUACACUGGCCUCGUGGCCGAUUUGAUGCCUAAUAUACGGGCCAUGAAAUACUCAGGUCUAUUUAUGCAUAAUUUUACUGGCGGCAGUGGCUUUAUGAAGAAGAUAUACUCGUCGGUGCAUUUGGUCUUUCUAUUUAUACAGUUUGCCUUUAUAUUGGUUAACAUGGCUCUUAAUGCAGAGGAGGUAAAUGAGUUAUCGGGAAAUACGAUAACCACUCUAUUUUUCACCCAUUGCAUUACAAAAUUCAUUUAUUUGGCCGUCAAUCAGAAGAACUUUUAUAGAACUUUAAAUAUCUGGAAUCAAGUAAACACUCACCCAUUAUUCGCUGAGUCCGACGCUCGCUAUCAUUCGAUUGCCUUGGCUAAAAUGCGUAAAUUAUUUUUUUUAGUCAUGCUUACUACAUUUGCAUCGGCCACUGCAUGGACUACUAUAACUUUUUUUGGUGACAGCGUUAAAAUGAUAGUUGACAAAGAGACCAAUUCAAGCAUUGCUGUUGAAAUUCCCCGCCUGCCCAUUAAAUCGUUUUACCCUUGGGAUGCCAGCAAGGGCAUGUUCUACACAAUAAGUUUUGCUUUUCAAAUUUAUUACGUUCUAUUUUCGAUGAUCCACUCUAAUUUGUGCGAUGUCAUGUUCUGCUCUUGGCUGAUUUUUGCCUGCGAGCAGUUGCAACAUCUUAAGGGUAUUAUGAAGCCGCUAAUGGAGCUUUCAGCUUCUCUAGAUACAUAUAGACCAAAUUCAGCCGCUCUUUUUAGGUCAUUAUCGGCAAAUUCAAAAUCAGAGCUUAUACGCAAUGAGGAGAAAGAUCCGGGUGCCGACAUGGACAUGACCGGUAUAUACAGCACGAAAGCAGAUUGGGGAGCCCAAUUUCGAGCACCCUCUACUCUGCAGUCCUUCAAUGGCGGCUCGAACGGUGGUGGCGGUAACGGGGUAAAUGGUGCUAAUCCCAAUGGCCUGACAAAAAAACAGGAGAUGAUGGUGCGCAGUGCCAUUAAAUAUUGGGUAGAGAGACAUAAGCACGUUGUACGCCUGGUGGCUGCAAUUGGGGAUACUUAUGGGGCUGCCUUGUUACUGCAUAUGCUGACCUCAACUAUCAAGCUGACACUGUUAGCCUACCAAGCCACCAAAAUCACUGGUGUAAAUGUUUACGCCUUUACGGUGAUUGGAUAUUUGGGAUAUGCGCUCGCCCAGGUGUUUCAUUUUUGUAUUUUUGGCAACCGUCUGAUUGAGGAGAGCUCAUCUGUUAUGGAGGCUGCCUACUCCUGCCACUGGUACGAUGGCUCCGAGGAGGCGAAAACUUUUGUUCAAAUUGUUUGCCAGCAAUGCCAGAAAGCUAUGAGCAUAUCGGGUGCAAAAUUCUUUACUGUCUCGUUGGAUUUGUUUGCUUCGGUCCUGGGCGCUGUGGUCACCUAUUUUAUGGUGCUUGUCCAGCUUAAGUGAGCAUUGAAAAGAAGUCAAUGUCAAACGCAAAUGCCAACAAACUCUGUGCUAACAACAACAACAAAAAAAGGGACAACAACGUCGAAUCAAAUGUUUUGGAGUACACAAAAGAUAAUUAUUAACUCACAUAUACAUAUAUCUAUUACCAUAUGUAUAUGUACAUAUGUAUGUGUAUAAAUUUAUUUUCUUUAUUCAUUUUUUACACACGCUACAUAUUACAUAGAGCUUUCAAUGUAAGCAUAAAUAAUGUAAGAAAUUUAUAUGCAAAUAAACGUGUAGUGAUUAACAA
Messenger RNA from Drosophila willistoni, 1779 nucleotides. RefSeq names its product odorant receptor coreceptor (gene Orco). Lineage: Eukaryota; Metazoa; Arthropoda; Insecta; Diptera; Drosophilidae. Gene Ontology annotation, biological process: sensory perception of smell; detection of chemical stimulus involved in sensory perception of smell. Gene Ontology annotation, cellular component: plasma membrane. Gene Ontology annotation, molecular function: olfactory receptor activity; odorant binding. The coding region runs from base 27 to 1490 and encodes 487 amino acids. The record is from RefSeq and is a predicted model, not a curated record. The transcript is spliced from 7 exons.